Molecule: messenger RNA, 1464 nt
Organism: Talaromyces amestolkiae
Lineage: Eukaryota; Fungi; Ascomycota; Eurotiomycetes; Eurotiales; Trichocomaceae
Exons: 5
Coding region: 1-1464 (487 amino acids)
Molecular function (GO): N,N-dimethylaniline monooxygenase activity; flavin adenine dinucleotide binding; NADP binding
Source: RefSeq, a predicted model, not a curated record
AUGACUGGCCCCUCGAAUACAAUUGAUAGAGUCGCCGUUAUCGGUGCCGGAAUAAGUGGUGUUGUGACUGCAGCGCAUUUGUUGAAUGCGGGCUUAGAAGUCACUGUCUUUGAAAGGAAUCAGGAAGUGGGUGGUGUAUGGCUAUACGAUGAUAGACGACCUGUCGAAUCGAGAUAUCCAGCAACUAAGCCUUCUGAAGGAGAACGAACGGGGCAUUAUGAAGAAAUUCAAGAAUCUGAUCGCCUGGUUCUGGAACAUGCGCCACCUGGACCAUGUUACGUUGGCUUACAAAAUAAUGUCUCGACGCCGCUUAUGCGAGUUACGUUGAACGCAUGGCCGGAUAAAACACCGGAUUUCGUUUCCCACAAAGUCAUGAACGAUUAUAUCAUUGACACUUCUCGAAAAUCUGGAGUACAUGAUGCAACAGUGUUUGGUGCCAAAGUAACCCAUCUUGAAAAGGUUAAUGAACAGUCAAAAUGGCAAGUCUCCUGGUCCGAACUUGAAGACGACGGAGCGGGAAAGGUGAAAGAACUGAAAAAAGAGGAGCUUUUUGAUGCAGUUGUGGUCGCAUCUGGACAUUAUCAUGCUCCACGCAUACCGGAUAUAGUUGGACUCACUGAUAUCAAACGGCUAUGGCCAUCGAGAGUCUUUCAUUCAAAGGGCUAUCGAAGACCUGAUAGCUAUACUGGCAAGAACGUGCUACUUAUCGGAGGAGGAGUAUCAUCUACCGACAUCGCUCGCGAACUGGGUCCAGUGGCCAGAACCAUCUACCAGAGCACGAGAAAUGGUCUAUAUGACUUGACGGAAAAAAUGUUACCUGACAAUGGCACCAGGGUUGCCGAAAUUGCGUCCUUUGAGAUAACAGGUGAUGCAGGCGCCGAAGAGCUUCUAACGGUAAAAAGUCGUCUCCCGAUAAGGGUGCAUCUCAAGUCAGAUGACAAAGAUGCAACGAUUGAGGAUAUCGACUAUAUUAUAAUUUGUACCGGCUAUCAUUUCACUUUACCAUUUCUAAACAGAUUCCAUGAAGACGAUACCGAUCCCACGGCAGCCAGUGAUACUGUCCUCGUCACGGAUGGAACCCAAGUCCACAAUUUGCACAAAGAUAUUUUCUAUAUACCCGAUCCAACACUGGCUUUCGUCGGAGUGCCUUUCUACACUGCCACUUACACUCUCUUUGAAUUUCAGGCGAUUGCUCUUACAGAAGUCUUUGCUGGAAUUGCCCGUUUGCCGUCCGGGUCUAACAUGAGAGAAGAAUACCGAGCCAAGGUAGAGCAGAAAGGGGUCGGCCGGAAUUUCCACUCUCUCAAGGGCGAAGAAGAAGGAUAUGUGCAGGAACUGCUUGACUGGAUCAAUUUCUUUCGAGAAAAGGUUGGAUUACCUCUCAUUCCGGGAUAUACAGAGACAUGGCAUGAAGCGAAGAAGGUGCAGAGGAAGCUUAUCGAACAGAUUUUUGAGGGUAAAUAA